AUGGCUACUGAACAAUAUACAUCUACUAACACUGGUCGUAAUGUUCGUAAACGAUUACAUUCCCCUGACUAUUCGGAUAAAGAGUUUACCAGAUCCGAUAAUAGCAACAAUAACGCUACUGCCAAAGAGCAACCUUCAUCAAUACAAAAUGAACCAGAAUAUAUUCGAACACCUAAGAAACCAAAGAUGAAAGUAACAACUCCGGCUUCUUCUUCUUCCUCAACCACUUCAACUAAAGGAACAACGAAUAAAGCAGCAACUACUAAAGUAAUAAAUUCUAAAAUAACAACCUCUAAAGCAACUAAUUCUAAAUCAACAUCACAAAAACGAACCAUCGUGUCUAUGAGCAGCAGAAAAAAAGCUUCGCAACCGCAAUGUCAACAUCCCAAACAUUCGAUUUAUGAUGUUUAUAAACGCUUUGACGGUCUUUUUAAUAUUGGGAGUGGAGCCAUGAUGUGCAGAAGGUGUCUUCAUAGAACCGAUAGAGACCCCGAGUACACAUCACAUCCAAAUUAUGUCUCAGCCAAAUCUAUUUAUAAAGUUAAUGAACGCAAGAAACUAGUCAUUGAAAUGAAGGGAGUAGAUUUAGAUGAUUAA
Molecule: messenger RNA, 597 nt
Organism: Diversispora eburnea
Lineage: Eukaryota; Fungi; Glomeromycota; Glomeromycetes; Diversisporales; Diversisporaceae
Source: the annotation of a GenBank genome assembly